CAGAGAAACCAGAUAAAUUGCCCAAAACUCAAAGGUCAAAGUUUCUCAAUUUACUUCUUCAAGAUGUUAAAUACUGCUGAACCAACAAGUUUUUUUAAACUCCUUAACCAAUGAGCACUUCCAGAUUGACCGUAGAACCAAUGGGAGCCUGAGACUUUCAGACUGAUAGACCUCAGCUUGAGUUGAUGAGAUCACAGCUGUUCGGAUGGUUGGGGGUCCCUUUCCCCCGAUGGAGAACAAUUUACUGGAGCCAAAACGGGAGAAUCAAAAGAAGAAGUCCUUGGCAUGAAGCAGAUGUGAAAGUUAAUGAGGUUAAAUAAAUGCAAUAAGAAAGCAAAGAAUGUUCUAACAACUAAAGUGAGGGCACGUAGUACACUCUAUCAAUUAGGGGAUAAAGUGAGGAGUAAUUUAAGUGGAUUUUAGUGGAGUUUUACAGAAUGAGGCUGGGUGAGAGGAAGGCAGUGCUGCUGGCCAUCAGUGAACAGAUAGAAAUGGAGCUGUUUUCUUCAGAGGAGUGCUGUGUGGUGAAAAAGCAAGAGAAAAAAGAAGAAAACAACUUUGAGCAGAGAUGCAGGUACCUGGAACAUCCCCUUGAACCUGACUGUGAGGAGAGAGAAGAGGCAGAUUUCCAGGUCCAACCCAGGCAGCAGACCCAUUUCAAAGCAAAGCUUUCUGUUCAGGAAGAGCCACAGUUCUACCCUCACAUCCUCGAGUUAACAGAUGAAAUGGAGAUGGAGUCAUUUCCUUCCAUCAGAAUUUCAGAUAUUGAACUGGUGGAGAUACAUUCAGGGGAUUCUUCUGUCGUGACCCCGGUAUGUCCCAUCAGGUUUUGUCGAUUUCUAAUGGAAGAAUCAAAGCGACUUUCAAGACUGCGGACUCUAACUUAAGACCUGUUAAUCAUGUUUUCUGACUGCACUCUGGGUUGAAGGUGUUGAUCAAUACUAAUCUGCUCUUCCCUCAAUAAUCUUCGUUCUAAGUCCAUUGUGAGGAAACGGAAUCGGUCACAAGGCGCCAAAUUUCAUUCAAUAGUCCAAGUAGGACAGUUCAAGGGGCUCACGUGGUGGAUCUGAGGUGCAAAACACAAAAAGGGAAAUAAAAAAAAAAGCAUGAUGGAACACAACACUUUUAUGGAGUCGUCGAAAAUGUAUUUCUUUUGUAAGACUUUUUUUUGGGGCAAUUUAUUUGUGAAACUUUCUGUUUUAUUGAUUUGUCCUUUCAAUUUGCCCAAUUGUUUCUCAUCCUGUUUAACAAAAUGUAACAUUGAAACUACUGGUUGGAGUUUUACUUUUUGUCUUCUUUCCUUAAAUUUACUCUGCAUGUUUUGCCUUUUGUGAAUUUAUUUUUCCCCUAAACUUUGAUAAAGGUAAAUGUUCGACUUUUUUUUUCUUUCAUGAAAAUAAAGAAAAUAUGUUGAGACUUUUACCGAGUUUUCUGAUUAUCUCUUGGAAUACAGGAAAAACAAUUGAGAAAUUUAAAACCUGUCUACAGUAAAUAGAAAGUACAAAAUGAUUUGAAACACUUUCUUCUGUUUUUUUUUAAUUUACAAUUUUUUUUAAUCACUUUGUUUAAAUAUACCUUUUUAUGGGUGGUGGAGGUUAAUAAUACAUCCUUGUUUUGUGGCUUUAUCCUGCAUGUUAUUCAAUAUUUAAAUUUGAGGACAAAAUUUGAUAUCCCUCAUGAAUCGACAAGUCUUAAAUGGUAACUUUAUUUAUUUUUUUCAUUAUUCUGUAAUUACUCAGGGUUCAUAGUUACACCAAACGAUAUUGCUCUGUCCGUUUCAGCAAUCCCUUCGAAAAACAACUUCAAUAAAAUGGAAGAGCCUGACUCCUCAGAAGACGGGGCUGGAGGUUAAAGAUGUGAUCUGUUUAACCAGAAGACACUACAUGACUCAGCUGGAGAGACAAAACUCUCCAGAGAACAGAGUGAGGGCAGCGUCUGGGCUGACCGCUCGCAUCACCAUCGACCACAGCUGGUCAGCGGGUCAGGUGGAAGGUCGUCUGACGCUGCUGUUCUGGGACUGGUUUGUAAAAAAAGUGGGACAAAGGUUUUCUUUCACAUAUCUACAGUGUGUGCAGGGCUCUAAAGCACUCUUUGUCCCCGACACCCCAGCUGAGGGCUGGACAGGGGAGCAGGUACUCAGGAUAUCCGGACGGGGCGCUCUGUAUAUUCUCAGUCACCAGGACUACCCACAGGCAGAAUGUAAAAGUGAGACAUCUUUGCCAAACGGGACAUUUUACCUCAAUGCUAGGAAAGAGAAUGACAAGCGUCUUGUGAAACGGAUCCACCACCGUAUCUGCAAAACUCCAGAGAGGCUAACGCUCAACCUGGACACCAUCCUGAAGCUGUACAGACAAAGCAUGGAUCGAGAUGUAGAAACUCCUGUCCAGGUGAGGAGCGGGUUUGCUCUCCAGAGCGCUCUGAAGGCCGUGAGGAGGCCGGGCUUCAGCUGCAGGUGGACUCCUGUCAUCUCCUUCAGUGAAGAGUGGACCGACGGUCUUGUGGAUCCCAUCUGGGAGUUCUUCAGGUUGAGUCUUCUGGAGCUGCAGCAGAGUCAAGUGUUUGAGGGAUCUCCAGGCCGUCUUUUCUUCACCUACGAUCUCACAGCACUCGAAGAUGGCAAAUAUUAUGAAGCCGGGGUUCUCAUUGGCUGGUCCUUGGCUCAAGGUGGCCCUGGACCUCACUGUCUACAUCCUGAACUUUAUAAGUUACUUUGUGGCCACAAUCCAUCACUGGAGAACUUUAACUGGAGAGAUAUCGCUGAUCCUGUUGUACAAGCACGAUUGCAAGAGCUACAUGGCUGCAGGGACGUGAAGCUGCUGUCCCCCAGUCUGUGUGAGUGGGUGUCCCACUGUGGGAUUCCUGGAAUCUAUUCUGCUUAUUCCACUGAAAUGCCAACAAUCUACGCCUGUUUGGUGAAACAUUACAUCUAUCAUAGAGUGGCCAGUAUGAUCUCCCAGUUCACACAGGGGCUGAACAGCUGUGGUGGUCUGUGGGAUCUGGUAAAAGCGCACUGGGAAAUGUUUCUACCAGUGAUGACGAGCACACGGCGGCAACAGCCUCUGACCCUGGAGGAGUUCAUGAAGCUCUUCAACGUGAGUUUCAGUCACUCAGACUCAGAGCUGAGGGCUGCAGAGGAAGCCACAUUCUCACACUGGCAAACGGUCUUAAACUUGGUGAGAGAUGGGUUGACAGAUUUUUCCUUCGAAGACCUCCUCAUCUUCAUCACUGGAACUGAUCAUCUUCCUCCUCUAGGAUUUCCCGAGCUGAUCUCUUUGCGUUUCUACUCUCUGGACCCUGCAGAUAUCAGAUUGCCCCACUCCUCUUCGGAUUCUCUGGAGCUUUUCCUGCCAAGGGGCGUUGCUGGAACAGUUGACUUGCUGGCGCUUCUGAGCAGAGCGUUACGGAGGAGCCUGGGCUUCACAGACUUGAAUGCAGAGGAAGACCAAGAGGAAAACUUCCCAGAACUACUAUCAUCUUAAUGUAGACAAAUGAAAAAAUGUGCUACUGUGAUAGUGGCAUUUUUAAGUUUUUUUAUUUCUUUAAAAUAUUAGAUACAACUGCAGUUAAACUUCUUUUGGACCUGUGCAUUUAAUUCUCUCAAAAUGCACAAUGUUCAAUUUCUAACUGUGAUGUCAUAUUUAUUGUUUUAAAACAAUGAGGUUUGGAAGUCAGGAACUUGUUGGUCUCAAUAAAUUGCGAGCUGUUUGGCCCAUGAAAGUUGUUAGUUUUACAAUAAGCUAAAGAUUGUCACUUUUAUUACAAGUGUACAUACAAACAGCACAUAAUAGUAUUUUUUGUAAUUUAAUUGUACUUUUAAUAACUUUACUUUAACAUUUCCUACUUUUAUUUUACUUUCUACAAAUCUAUCAUCUGCUGACCCAGUCAAGUGUGUCUGAUAAAAAUAAUCAUCCAAAUCUUCUACAAGUCACCUCAACAGUGGAAUGAGGAUGUGUGUUUGCAUGCAUGUUUCAUUGUACAUUUUUUUUGUCUGUUUUUCCUUUUUUUUCAAUGUCUAAUUGUGACAGAUUAUUUAUGAUGUAUUGUCUCAUUUGCAAGUGUUCUUAAAUAAUUUAAAUUUAAUUUGUCUUUGAAAGUGGCACAAAUUGUGUAAAUAAAUGUUUUAUUUGUAUGAAAAUCUUCAAAUAAAUGAAUGCCUGAUGUUUGUUAGCUAAAAACAAAUUUUGGUUACAUAAACAGUUCGUAUAAUUACUAAAAUGAUUUCCUGAUGCAGUGAUCUU
Molecule: messenger RNA, 4238 nt
Organism: Oryzias melastigma (Indian medaka)
Lineage: Eukaryota; Metazoa; Chordata; Actinopteri; Beloniformes; Adrianichthyidae
Product: G2/M phase-specific E3 ubiquitin-protein ligase
Exons: 14
Coding region: 1884-3479 (531 amino acids)
Cellular component (GO): nucleus
Molecular function (GO): ubiquitin-protein transferase activity
Source: RefSeq, a predicted model, not a curated record